Molecule: messenger RNA, 4825 nt
Organism: Loxodonta africana (African savanna elephant)
Lineage: Eukaryota; Metazoa; Chordata; Mammalia; Proboscidea; Elephantidae
Gene: PNO1
Product: partner of NOB1 homolog
Exons: 7
Coding region: 65-817 (250 amino acids)
Cellular component (GO): nucleolus
Molecular function (GO): RNA binding
Source: RefSeq, a predicted model, not a curated record
CUGCGACGUGCGGCUGCGCACGUGGUGGAGGCGGAAGCGCCUGCCGGGCCGGAGAUCCCUGGGGAUGGAAGGCGGGAUGGAGGCACAGAGCGCCGGGGCCGAGGACGGUUUCACCCAGGUCACCCGCAGAGGUGGCCGGCGGGCGAAGAAGCGGCAGGCCCAGCAGCUGUCGGGGGGGAGCGGAGACGCGGUCCGCAUGGACACGGAGGAGGCCCGGCCGGCGAAGAGGCCCGUCUUUCCGCCCCUCUCCGGGGAUGGGCUCCUGGGUGGGAAAGAAGAAACAAGGAAAAUUCCAGUCCCAGCUAACAGGUACACACCAUUGAAAGAGAACUGGAUGAAGAUAUUUACUCCUGUUGUAGAACAUUUGGGACUUCAGAUACGCUUUAACUUGAAAUCCAGGAAUGUAGAAAUCAGGACUUGUAAAGAAACCAAGGAUGUUAGCGCCCUGACAAAAGCAGCUGAUUUUGUGAAAGCCUUUAUUCUGGGAUUUCAGGUGGAGGAUGCACUUGCCCUCAUCAGGCUGGACGACCUCUUCCUGGAGUCUUUUGAAAUUACAGAUGUUAAGCCUUUAAAGGGAGACCACCUCUCAAGGGCAAUAGGACGAAUCGCUGGCAAAGGAGGAAAAACCAAAUUCACGAUAGAGAAUGUGACAAGGACACGGAUAGUUUUGGCUGAUGUGAAAGUUCACAUUCUUGGCUCUUUCCAAAACAUCAAGAUGGCAAGAACUGCCAUUUGCAACCUUAUUCUGGGAAAUCCUCCAUCUAAGGUUUAUGGCAACAUCCGUGCUGUGGCUAGUAGAGCAGCAGAUCGAUUCUGAUUUCAAAUUAGAGACUCUUGCCUUGUCUUUGGACUCUAGAGACAAAGACCAUACACGCUACAAAUGGUCACAAGAAACCACAUGAAUUCUUCAGUCACUUUAUAAGGCUUCAUUCCCUUCUUCCAGUCUCAGCCAGAAGCAAAAACAGCAAAGUUUGAUAGUGUACACACUCAGCAGCUUUCAGGAUAAUUCAAAUAUCAGAAGUUAAUACCAUUAUUGUAUUUAACACAAAUUAAGUGUAAUUUGUUUUCCUCCUAAAUCACGUGAGGCAGAUUUGCAUAGCUUGUAAUUCCCUCAUUUAGUGGGAAACUUCUUGCUUCAACAGCUUUUCAGUAUGAAUUUGCAAGUUUUUUAUUUAUAAAUUUAUAAACAUUUCUUCUCUAUGGAUUUUAAUUAAAAGAAAUAAAGUCUGUGACUCAUGACCCUUCCUUAAUCCUGGGAGUGUUGGGUGAUGUUAGAAUCAUGUCAUUAGUUUGGGCUUUACUGUGUGAACCAGGACAGGCUGUUGAGCAGUUUGUAAAAUUAAAGACCUGUGUCACAAGGUUGAUGUGAGGAAAGUUUUAUUUUUCAGUUCAGUGUUUAAUGAAAGUAGUCAGAUAUUACCAAUGUUGGGUAUAUUUCUUCUAAGUAGUAAAGGUGAAAUAUGGUAGAAAGUUUUUCCCAAGAAUACUGCAAACACAGAUUCUUUUAACUAGCAUCUGCAUAUUUAAAUAUCGAAUUUAUUUCAUGCAUUUUUAAUAUGAAAGGAGCAUACCUCAUUAAACAUGUGAUUUUGAUAACUGCGUUCUCUCGUACAUCUCUGAAACCCUUGACCAAAACUUUCUAAUGUUAAGGAUGGCAGUUAGAAAGUUCAUGUAACAACCGAAAGUAUUUUUAUUGAGUUUGUGUUUCCUUUUUAUCAGUUAACAUGUGCCACUGUCCCAAAAGUUUGUAUAUUGCAUGGGAUUGGAUAUAUUUGCAUGCCAUGGUGGGAAUCCUGUUGGAAAUUGCUGAAGAUAUCCCACCCAAAAUGGCUGCUCUUUUGGCCAACACAGUGGGCUGAAGCAUGGAGAGAGAAUGAGUGGGUGGGUGUGAUAGUGUCAGAUCCCUUUACUCAGACAUUUUUGAAGUCUCUACAGGGUUCAGGGAGAUCUUGGUCCCCCAUCCUCUACCCCCUACUCACCCCUGGCUCCCUGCCCAGUCUUUAGUCAGGUUUUCAGAGCACUCAGAAAUGAACUGUUGCUAAGUAACCGUAAAUGAUUUGGGUUGAUUUUUAAAGAACCUGAGGCAGAAAAAAACAAUUUUGAUUGGGGUAAAACAUGGGUUCUCUGUUAAAGUGAAAAUAAUGUUUUGAUAUUGUUUGAACUAACUUCGUUUUGAAGUUUUCUUAUCAGAAUUAUCAGUUAAAUACGAAAGAGCAAAAUACAUUUCCCUGGCAGCUGCAAAAAUUUGAUUUAGAGUUUGGUCUGGGGCCCCCUACUUAGAUAUUUAUGCCUCCCCCCCUCCCCUCUGGAAGUAGGACUCCUUGGGGUUUGAGACAAAAUUAGAGGGAACCCAACUAGUUCUUGGGAUGAGAAUGAUGGAGGAAUAAAUCAAAAAACUAAACUCACUGCUGUCAAAUUGAUUCCAACUCAUAGUAAUCCUGUAAGUUGGAAUCGACUUGAUCCCAACAGGUUUUAUUCCUCCUUCAAGGCAGUGCAGUGGUUAAGCACCUGGCUACUAACUGAUAGGUCGGGGGUUAGAACCCACAAGUGAGAAAGAUGCAGCAGUCUGCCUCGGUAAAGAUUUACAGCCUUGGAAACCCUAUGGGGCGGUUCUCCCCUGUCCUAUGGGGUUGCUAUGAGUUGGAAUCCAUGGUGACAGGUUUGGUUUUUUGAAAGAGGAAUAGGGGUAAUGAAAUCUGGCUACAUCACAUUGGAAGCUGAUCUCAACAACCGGGAUCAGAUGACUUCUUUAAAGCCUUAAGGCUUGGACACUAAGAAGAUUUACCUCGAGCCUAUUCCAUACUUAUGUUUCUGUGGUAUUUCUCAUGCUAUAUUGUAAUUCUUUUUCUGCCACCCCUACCUACAGCCUCUUUGGAUACUCAGUGUCUAGUAAAAUUACUGACAUACAACCAUUCACUUAUGUAUUGGCUGAUAUUAAAACUGGACAUUGCCUAGAGGAUAGGUCUGAGGGAAAAGAACAUUUUCUUAGGUAUUCAGUGGCUGCUGGGACCCUGAAGUUCCCUCUGAGUCACUCCAGAAAACUUGGACUCCAACUUCCAUGCUUCAUAAUGUCGUAACUAGGUUGGUAAGAAAGCUCAUGUUCAUUGAGCAUCUGGGAGUGACCUAAUUUUCCUGAACCCAGAGCCAUGUUAAGAUGGGAACAGCAUGCUUACCGUUAGAUUACUGAACGUAUACAGUGGCAAAAUACAUAAUCAUCUGACAGCGGGCGAAAUGUCUGUGCAAACGUUACUUACUUGGUCAAAGCAACAGUCUCCAGGAGGUCUGAGUGCGCAAAACCCAUUGCUGUUGAUUCCGGCUCAGGGCAACCCUAGAGGACAGAGUAGAACUGCCCUGUACGGUUUCCAAGGAGUGGCUGGGGGAUUCAAACUGCAGACCUUUUGGUUAGCACCCAAGCUCUUAACCACUGCACACCAGGACUCCUCGAGAGAGAGAGCAAGGGCUGAUUAAUUUGAACUGAUUAUUUUUUUCAUGUGGCUAGUAGUUAGCCGAUAACAUUUUAAUGUCCAAGGGAAAUGAAAGGUUUAAAUGGCAAUGGACUUUUGCUUAAAUGUUAGCUAAUUCAAUGACCAAUUUUUGAGCAUGUGAGCCUUUGAAGACUGAGAGUAAAUAUCUCAAGACAUAUGAGCUUCAACACCAUUUCUUUCUUUGUGGAAUAAGGCCUGGAAACUAUCCAGAAAGGAUAGUUUUUACCAUCUUCUUUUACCAUCUUGUCUACUCUAAAACCAUUAGAACUAGGUAAAGACAGGGGAACCAAGGAUUUGAAUGUACCUGCUUGCUUGGGCUUCACAAAUCUCCAUCCCUGAUGGUCUGAGGAACCAGAGUCCAUGCGUGGUAUCUCAUGACUAGUGCAUGCGUGAUAAUGUGGGUGCUCAGGGUAUAAACACACCAACAGACCAGAACUCACCUGGACCUGGCAUGCUAUUCACCUGUCAGAAGCAUCUCAACUAUUACACUGCUGGCAUGUUGUAGGAACUCUGUACAAAGUUGCUGAAUGACAAACUCAAAAAAAUACAAAUUUUGACCUUUUACAACAAUGCAGCCUGCCUCCUAAGUGACAAAGUACUCAACAGCAUCUACUAUAAAACAGAAGCUGUACUUUACAGAGUGUCACACAUCAUCCAGUUCACCUAGUAAAUAUCAACUGUGCAAAAUGUGAAAAGGCAGGAUUCUAGAUAACUGAGGUUGUCGGUGGACAAGAGACAAAUUACUACUGCAUGGAGCUUUCAUUCACUUUAUUUCAGCAGCUGGGGCACAGGUAAAGUCAAUUAUGUCAGAAAAGAAUACAUGCUAGCAAAGAAGUCCAACACCAGGGUAAAGAGGACUCAAGUUGUGUAUGUAUUUCUAAAUAGGGCAGCCGGGAGAGUUUCUGGUGAACUGUAACACGUCUGAACAAAGUAUUAGCUAUGCAGAUACCUAAUGAGGGAAAGGAUAGUGCAAAGGCGGUGGGGGUGGGAAUGGAGGGAGUGCUAUAGGGCUUUGUAGGUGACUGUUAUGACUUGUUUUCACCCAGUCAUAAAGCAGAUUUUACCCAUGGCUUAUAGUCAGAGAUCAAACAUGGAUUUCUCAGAAUUAAAAAAAAAAUUAAGACUAUCUUAUUGACUGUGGAAGCCCACCAAAGACCACUGUGAAAACAUUCAAGUUCCAAAUAUUUUAUUUUUUUAUUCAUACAGUAUGAAGUUUUCUAAAGAUCCCACAACAUGAUGUAUCAUGCAGAAGAAAAACUAAACAUUCAACAUAAACCAUCCCCUCCCCCAUCCCCACACACACAAACUAAAAAAGGAGAAAAAAAAAACCCACAUUCCCC